AUGGGAUCUGUUGAAUCAAGAGAAAGCCAAAUAAAAGGUCAAAUCUUUAUUUCUCUCGAAUCAAAUAACACAAAUCCAGGUGGAAUAUUUCGGGGUAGCAUUCAUGUUUCGCUCUUAGAACAGAUAAAUAAUCCUGCUCUUUAUCUUGUCUUCAAAGGCAACGAAAUAACUGACUUCAAAAUACAACAUAAUGGGAAAACAACUUAUUACUCUCAGCAUAAAGGUAAAAACUUGCUAUGUGCUUUAAAAGCAACAUUAUAUGAAUGGCCAGACAAGAUUGCUCUUCCAGGAAAUUUCAGCUUUCCUUUUGAAUUGCAAACUUAUAAUAAUUUGCUUCCUAGCUUCUAUACAUCAGCUCUAUGGGGCGGAUUUUGCCAAAUCAGCUACUCGAUUCGUGCUCAAUUGCGUGCUGAUGACAGGCAACCUUUAAAAUUUAAGGAGCCAGUUUUUAUAAUUACAGAUAUAAUCAGUUUACCUCCAGAGAUGUAUCCAAAUAGCCUCGAGAAGGAUUGUUCAGGAAGUGGAGGUCUGAUUUGCUGCUUUAGCAAUGAGGAUGCAGUAACAAAAAUUACAAUAGAAAAAGGGAUACUUGGAUUUUCUGAUUCUAUCGAAAUUAAUUUAGAAACAAAUUUAACUACAUUUUCAGCAUAUAUUAGCAGAGUUAAAAUUGAAAUUAAAAAAAUCAUCACAAUGACAGCAAAUAAAAAAAAUCCACAAGUUGCAACUCAAACUAUUAGCAUGCUAAAAUUAAAUGAAAAGCCAAAGAUUAUGGCUCGGUCAGGAACUCAGCACUUUAAUUAUAAAAUCCCUAUACGGGAAAUAUUGAAAAAUGAAAAUAGCUGCACUUGAAAUACACCACUAAUUAAAUGCCAUUUUGUGAUGAAUAUUAAAUUACAUACAAAGACUUUUAGCUGAAGAUGCUAUGUAUUUAACGAAGCAAGUCAAGGGAUAGUAAUUCUGCCAUUCGAAAUACAAAUCCCAGCUUCGUCACCUCCAAUUGCUCCAGAACAUUGGCAAGCCCAACUUUUACCUCAAUCUUAUAUUAAGCCUGGAAACCAAGGUUUAGGAAAUCCAGAUCACUCAAUUGUGGAGUCUUUUGCAUUGGCAAGCCAUACCAAGUCUUUAGACAAAGAUAAUCAAAAUUAUAUAUAA
Messenger RNA from Blepharisma stoltei, 1152 nucleotides. The record is from the annotation of a GenBank genome assembly. Lineage: Eukaryota; Ciliophora; Heterotrichea; Heterotrichida; Blepharismidae.